Molecule: messenger RNA, 1939 nt
Organism: Rhododendron vialii
Lineage: Eukaryota; Viridiplantae; Streptophyta; Magnoliopsida; Ericales; Ericaceae
Exons: 14
Coding region: 261-1679 (472 amino acids)
Source: RefSeq, a predicted model, not a curated record
GUGAGGUCUAAUCCAAGUUGAGAGAGAGAGAGAGAGAGAGAGUGAGAGAUUUUUGGGAAUCGAAUAUUUUGUUUUUACGUAAUUGAAUACACGGAGAACACGUCUUCAAUGGCGCCCGCUGCUUGAAUCGAAACACCCCAUCGCCAUCUCUCUCUCUCUCUCUCUCUCUCUCUCAUCACUGUUGGAGCAGAGCCUUUUGUUCUCACAUACAUACACACGCACAUAGAUACGUACACUUAUAUAUUUAUAUAGUCUCGUUUAUGGUUUGGAGGAAAGCAAUGAGCUGGCGAAGAGUCGCGAAGUCUGCGCAGGCCCUAGCUGCCCACGCCUUCCUGUUUUGUUUCACGCUCUUGCUCGUUUUCAAGCUCGAUCACCUCGUCUUCUGCUCGUGGUGGGUCAUUUUUUUCCCACUUUGGCUCUUUCACGGAGUUGUUGCACGGGGAAGGUUCUCGUUACCUGCGCCAUCUGUUCCCCAUGGUCGUCAUUGGGCACCAUGUCAUGCUAUCGUUGCGGCGCCAUUGCUUAUUGCAUUCGAGCUGCUACUCUGUAUAUAUCUUGAGAGCAUUGCUGUGUCUGGUUCUGCAGCUGUUAACUUAAAGAUUGUCUUCCUUCCCCUGCUUGCAUUUGAGAUAAUUAUCUUAAUAGACAAUUUCAGAAUGUGCAAGGCUCUAUUGCCAGGGGAUGAUGAAAGCGUGAGCGAUGAAGCAAUAUGGGAGACACUUCCUCACUUUUGGGUGGCAAUCUCCAUGGUUUUCUUCGUCGCUGCUACAUUGUUCACCCUCCUUAAGCUUUGCGGUGAUGUGAAUGCUCUAGGAUGGUGGGAUUUAUUCAUAAAUUAUGGUAUUGCAGAGUGUUUUGCGUUUCUUGUUUGCACAAAGUGGUCUAAUCCGGUGAUACAUAGGAAUUCUCGUACACGAGAAGCGAGCUCGUCAUCUAAUGCUAUAAGAUAUCUUGACUGGAACAGUGGUUUAGUUGUUUCUUCAGAUGAUCAGUCCCAUGACAGAAUAUGUAGUUUGCAAGACAUUGGAGGCCAUAUUAUGAAGGUUCCAAUAAUUGGUUUCCAAAUCCUUCUUUGCAUGCAUUUGGAGGGGACACCUGCCGGUGCAAAAGAUAUUCCACUUCCAGUACUUUUCUCUCCGCUUUUUCUAUUGCAAGGUGUUGGUGUCCUGUUUGCUUUGUCUAGAUUGGUAGAGAAAUUUGUUCUAUUACUACGCACUGGAGCUGACACAGGACGAUAUUUUUUGGUGUCUUCAAAAGUACGUGAAUGCUUUGGCUACUUGCACCAUGGCUCCAGGCUUCUUGGUUGGUGGUCAAUUGAUGAGGGGAGCCGAGAAGAACAAGCUCGACUUUUUCACGAUGGCGCCUCUGGUUAUAACACUUUUUGUGGUUAUCCUCCUGAAAUUGUGAAGAAAAUGCCUAAGAAGGAUCUUGCAGAGGAGGUUUGGAGACUUCAAGCUGCGCUUGGUGAGCAAACAGAGAUCACAAAAUUCAGCCAGCAGGAGUAUGAAAGACUUCAAAAUGAAAAAGUUUUAUGCAGGGUUUGCUUUGAGGCUGAGAUUGGUGUCGUCCUGCUUCCAUGUAGGCAUCGCAUUCUUUGCAGUGCCUGCUGUGAUAAAUGCAAGAAAUGCCCUAUUUGCCGUGUCUUGAUUGAGGAACGAUUACCUGUAUAUGAUGUAUAGUGACUAACAUAUUACUGCUACAACUUCUUGUAUAAAUGCAUUGGUGCUUGUGCAAAUGUCAAAUUAUAACAGUGAUCUGUUCUUGUUGAAAGUUUUUUAGCAACACUGAGCAUCACUUUGAUUUAAACUACAGAAGCAAAGUUAGGAAACUUACACACUGCGGAUAUUACUAUCGAAUAGCUUUUUCCCUUUGUAUAUAUGUCUUUAGUCAUGGUCACAAAACAGUUAUUCUGACUUUUUUUGUCUCCCUUGUUUUAAAA